Ruditapes philippinarum (Manila clam) is the source of this 893-nucleotide messenger RNA. RefSeq lists its product as uncharacterized. NCBI's taxonomy places the organism in Eukaryota, Metazoa, Mollusca, Bivalvia, Venerida, Veneridae. Bases 98 to 829 code for a protein of 243 amino acids. The transcript is spliced from 5 exons. The record is from RefSeq and is a predicted model, not a curated record.
UAACGUUGUACUGACGUAAUCAUAAUUAAAUUUCCUGACGUAACGUGUCAUAGAAACGACGUUCCGCAACAUAAGAUAUCAACACGUAACGUGAAUUAUGAACAGAUUAACAAGAAACGACUACAAAGCUCACUCAAGAAUGGACAAAAUGUGUUCAUCAAAAAGGGCAAAGUCUUUAGUUGGCACAUAUAGAGGACACUAUUCCCAAAGAAAACCGGCAAAUCGCAGAAAAGUAGCUAAUGAUAAGACAACACAGAAGAAAAGGCGAAGUAAGAGCGCUUUACCACCGCAAGGUCAGAGGAGGCCGAUGCCACAAAAACAUGGUCAAGUUGGACAGCGAAAAAGACGCGCAACCGGACAUAAUAGCUCUAGAGCUGAUAUAAGAAACCAGUCUGCAUAUGAGUUGAAGAUGUAUCUUGACGAUAAUUAUGACUACAGUCAACAUACAAACAGAAAUGACAGAAAAACUUCCAAAGUACCCGCUUCUCAAUGGAAUGAUACAAAGGUGUCAGAAGAUGUUUUAUUAAACUGCCAACCCAAGUUAAAAAGGAACAAUCGAGAAGCAGACGACAUCCAGUGCCAAUCCGCAAAGCAGCAGACGUCAGAUGACCAAACUGUGAAAUCUACCAAACAUGGUAACCUAGACAUGGGCAUUACAGAUAUCUGCCCAAAGUCACAAGCUACUAGCAGUCGGCAAAUCAAUGACAAGUUACCACAAGAUGCUUUAAGAAAUGAGUUGGCAGACAAGAAGAAAUCAAAGAAAGGAUUUUUCACCAGCGCAUUUCGCUCUAUUCUUGCUUGUUUUGGAUUUAAAAAUGACAGAAAAUGAAAUGAUCCAUUCGGAAAAUGUUAAAGAAGUAAAUCUAUUUUGUGUGAUAAGUAUAUGAUUUAUU